UUAUGUAAAAUGGAUGUUUCUCACACUUAAUAUUGAAUAUUAAGUAGAUAAUCUGUUUAGUAAAAUCUAAGCUGCCAUGGAGGAAAUACCAAUAAAAGUUGCUGUAAGAGUUAGACCUCUGCUUUGCAAAGAAGUUCUUCAUAAUCAUCAAGUUUGUGUGAGAAUUGUUCCAAACACCCAGCAAAUUAUCAUUGGGAAGGAUAGAGUCUUUACUUUUGACUUCGUUUUUGGCAAAAAUUCCACUCAAGAUGAAGUUUAUAGUACAUGUGUAAAGCCGCUGGUGCUGUCACUCAUUGAGGGCUAUAAUGCAACUGUUUUUGCCUAUGGACAAACUGGAUCUGGGAAGACAUACACCAUUGGAGGAGGCCAUGUUGCUUCAGUUGUGGAGGGUCAAAAGGGUAUCAUUCCUCGAGCAAUCCAAGAAAUAUUUCAAAGAAUCUCUGAAAAUCCUAGCAGUGACUUUAAUAUAAAAGUAUCCUAUAUAGAAGUAUACAAGGAAGACCUCAGAGAUCUUCUAGAAUUGGAGACCUCCAUGAAGGAUCUGCACAUUCGAGAAGAUGAGAAAGGAAACACAGUGAUUGUUGGGGCCAAGGAAUGCCACGUGGAGAGUGUGGAUGAAGUGAUGAGUCUUCUGGAGAUGGGGAACGCGGCUCGACACACAGGGACCACCCAGAUGAAUGAGCACUCCAGCAGAUCGCAUGUGAUUUUCACCAUCAGCAUCUGUCAAGUGGAGAGAAAUCUGGAGGCGGGUGAAGAUGGAUCAUGGUACACGCAUCGGCGAAUUGUCUCCAAGUUUCACUUUGUGGAUUUGGCUGGAUCCGAAAGAGUAACCAAAACAGGAAAUACUGGUGAACGAUUCAAAGAAUCCAUUCAAAUCAACAGUGGGUUGUUGGCUUUAGGAAAUGUGAUAAGCGCCCUCGGGGACCCGCGCAGGAAGAGUUCACAUAUUCCAUACAGGGAUGCUAAAAUUACCCGGCUGCUGAAAGAUUCCCUGGGAGGCAGCGCCAAGACUGUCAUGAUCACAUGUGUCAGCCCUUCCUCCUCAGAGUUUGAUGAGUCUUUAAAUUCUCUCAAAUAUGCCAAUAGAGCCCGGAACAUUAGAAACAAGCCCACUUUGAACUUUAGCCCUGAGUCAGACCGUAUGGAUGAGAUGGAAUUUGAAAUUAAGUUGCUUCGAGAAGCUUUGCAAAGCCAGCAGACUAGUAUCAGUCAAACUAGUCAGAUACCUCAGGAGGGCACACUUGAUAAAAACAGGAUCCAGUCUCUGGAAGAGCAAGUAGCUCAGCUACAAGGGGAAUGUCUGGGUUACCAAAAUUGUAUAGAGGAAGCCUUUACCUUCCUGGCAGACUUAAAAAAUGCUGUCAGAUUAAACCACCAGCAGCAGCACAAACUGCAGGAGUGGUUUAACAUGACUCAGGAGGUCAGGAAGGCUGCCAUCACCUCACUGCGAGGAAGCCAAGGCAUUGGAAACCAAGAAGAAGGACCCCAGCAUAGCACAGUUCUCCAGCUCAAGAGAGAGCUUAAGAAAUACCAGAAUGAAAAAAUAAUAGAACAGCAACUUCUUGUGGAUCAACUGAGUGGAGAACUAACGAAACUUAAUGUGUCGGUGACUUCUUCAGCUAAGGAAUAUUGUGGAGAUGGGCCUGAUGCAAAGGUCCAUGAAAAGAGACCACACACUGUACCAUGUGAUUCUCCUUUGGGGCAUUAUAGUUAUAUCUCACCAAGACAAGAUUCCAGGAAGGUCUACUCAAGUCCUCCUGUGUACUCUCUGGACCAAGUAUUUGCUGGAUUUCGAACACGAAGUCAGAUGCUGUUGGGUCACAUAGAAGAACAGGAUGAAGUUCUCCACCACCAAUUUUCUGAUAAAAGUGAUGAUGAAGAAUCAAAUCAAGAGAAACCUAGAAUUAGAAGUCAGUCAUGGAACAAAAAACCAGAUUCUGUUUGUUCUCUUGUUGAGUUGAAUAAUACUCAGGAUGAAACACAAAAGUCAAAUUUGGAGAAUGCAGAUUUAAAGAUUGAAUGUCUCCAGGAGAGUCAAGAGUCGAAUAUGCAAAAGUUAAAGAAUUCAGAACUCAUACUUAAUAAAGUUAAACAAAAAAUGAAUGAACUUACAAUUAACAUCAGGAUGAAAGAAGAUCUGAUUAAAGAACUGAUAAAAACCGGUAAUGAUGCCAAGUCUGUAAGCAAGCAGUAUUCUCUGAAAGUAACAAGACUGGAGCAUGAAGCAGCACAGGCGAAAGUCGAGCUGACUGAGACAGAGAAGAAGCUGGAGGAGCUGGAGAGCAAGGACCCUUCUGAUGUUGCUCUGAAGAUAAAACUACAGAAGGAAUUCCGGAAAAAGAUGGAUGCUGCAAAACUGAAAGUCCAGGUCUUACAGAAGAAGCAACAGGAUAGUAAGAAAUUGGCAUCAUUGUCGAUCCAAAAGGAGAAACGUGCUAAUGAACUAGAGCAAAAUGUAGACCACUUAAAGUAUCAGAAGGUACAGCUGCAAAAGAGAUUUCGAGAAGAAAAUGACAAAAGGAAACAACUGGAUGCAGAAAUUAAGCGGGAUCAGCAAAAAAUCAAAGAGCUACAGUUAAAAACAGGACAGGAAGAAGGUCUGAAACUGAAGGCUGACGAUCUUGAUACAUGUAAUGUGGAAACAAAGAAAGGACCUUUUGGAAGUAAAAACCAACUCCAGAAAAUGGAUGAGCAAAAGAAAUGGCUGGAUGAAGAAGUAGAGAAAGUCCUGAACCAACGCCAGGAAUUAGAGGAGCUAGAGGAAGACCUGAAGAAGCGGGAGGCUAUCCUUUCUAAGCAGGAGAGCCUGCUCCGAGAAAAGAGCUGGCUGGAAAGGAAGAAGCUGCGAUCUAGUCAGGCCUUAAACACAGAUAGUCUUAGAAUAUCAGCUCGCCUGAAUGUACUGGACCAAGAGUUGUCUGAAAAGAGCGUGCAGCUCCAGAGCAGCACAGCUGAGGAGAAGAUGAGGAUCUCCGAGCAAGUCCACGCCCUUCAGAAGGAAAAGGACCAACUCCAGAGACGAAGAGACAGUGUGGAUGAGAAACUUAAACGUGGCAGCGUGCUGUCCCCUGAAGAGGAACAUGUUCUUUUCCAACUUGAAGAAGGAAUCGAGGCACUGGAAGCUGCAAUUGAGUACAAGAAUGAGAGUAUUCAAAGUCGCCAGAACUUGCUUAGAGCAUCCUUUCAAAAUCUCUCUCAGAGUGAAGCGAACGUCUUGGAAAAACUAAUUUGCCUGAAUCCUGUUGAGAUUAGAGCUAUUCUUUUCAGAUAUUUCAACAAGGUGGUUAAUUUACGAGAAGCUGAACGGAAACAACAGUUACAGAAUGAAGAAAUAAAAGUGAAAGUUCUGGAAAGGGAUAAUACGAUCUGUGAGUUAGAAUCUGCACUGGAACAUCUGAAGUUACAGUGUGACCGGAGACUGACUCUCCAGCAAAAGGAGCACGAGCAGAAGAUGCAGUUGCUGCUGAACCAUUUCCAAGAGCAAGAUGGAGAAGGCAUUAUAGAAUCUUUAAAAGUGUAUGAAGAUAAAAUCCAGCAGUUGGAAAAAGACCUUUAUUUCUAUAAGAAAACCAGCAGGGAUCUUAAGAAGAAACUUAAAGAAGUGACA
Octodon degus (degu) is the source of this 3607-nucleotide messenger RNA. It is a transcript of the gene Kif27, whose product is annotated as kinesin family member 27. The record is from RefSeq and is a predicted model, not a curated record. Gene Ontology annotation, molecular function: ATP binding; microtubule binding; microtubule motor activity. The annotation marks the transcript as partial. Lineage: Eukaryota; Metazoa; Chordata; Mammalia; Rodentia; Octodontidae. The transcript is spliced from 15 exons. Gene Ontology annotation, biological process: mitotic spindle organization; microtubule-based movement.